AUGCCCGCCAUGAAGGGUUUCCUGCGGUCGCUGGGCAGUAGCCGCCGCUCCAGUCCCAGUGAUGAUAGCGAACAGGACCAUCCCGAUGACUCGCCCGAGGCCGUUCUGCUGCGCGAAAUGAAAAUCUUUUGCGAAGCUAGCAGCGGUCCCCAGAGUCAGCAAGGAAACGAGUUUGUCCACCUUCCGCGCAUCGUCGAGACCGCCGAAUCGAGCCCCGCCGCUGCCAAAGAAGCCGCGCAUCGCAUCCGCAAAUACCUCUCCAGCCCGAGCAACACCCCGAACCACGUCCAAUACAAUGCCAUCAUGCUCAUGCGCAUCCUGGCCGAUAACCCGGGCCACAGUUUCACGCGGAACUUCGAUUCCAAGUUUUGUACCACGAUCAAGGAGCUACUGCGCAAUGGCCGUGACUGGCAUGUGCAGCACUAUUUGCGCCAGUACCUAGCCCAUCUGGAGACGAACCGACACUGGGAUGAUGAUCUACAGUUAUUGCUGCAGGUGUGGGCGAAAGAGAAGGCAAAGGGAGGGAGCUCUUUUAUGGAUCGAUACCCUACGGCGUCUGCGGUACAGGCAAAUGGCCAAAUGGCCCAAUAUCCCGCCCCGCAACCUAUGCGUGCACCGGCACCUACCAGAACCCUGCCAGAGCCGGGCGAGCUGGCUGCGCGCAUCGAGGAGGCGAAGAACUCGGCCAAGCUGCUGACGCAGUUUGUUCAGACUACACCGCAGGCUGAGCUGGAGGAGAAUGAGCUGAUCAAGGAAUUCAUCGACCGGUGUCGGACCUCCUCGCGAUACCUACAGGGUUAUAUUCAUUCGACCAACCCGGCUCCCGAUGAGGAGACCCUCCUCACUCUGAUCGAGACCAAUGACGAGAUCUCCGUUGCCUUGUCCCAUCAGCAGCGCGCUAUGCUCAAGGCACGCAAGGCUCGCGGGUCUUCCACCCCGACUUCCAAUAUCAACAGCCCCUCUUCGCCCGCCAGUGAGGUCGUCGCAUCAGGUGGUAUAGGUGCACGUCCUGCUCCUGCUGCAGCUACUGCUGUUCCCACUGAACAAACUCCCGCGCUCGACCCAGUAAAGCGUGAAUCAAGAAGUCCCGAAGAGCAAUCUGCGCCACUGGUAGAACUCCCUUCCACAUUUACUGUCAACCGGUCGACCGCCCUCCGAAGCAAUCCCGACCAAUAUGAAUAUAAAUCGUCCGAUUUCGAGGUGCAGAACCCGUUCGCCGAUGAUAAUGCGGCGAGCGACUCGGAUGCUGAGCGGCCUCAGCAACAGCCGCAUGCCACGGCGGCCACUUCCACGGAGGGACGUGUGCGUUUCCAGCCUACUGAGCAGGAACGUUAA
Messenger RNA from Penicillium cataractarum, 1335 nucleotides. RefSeq names its product VHS and GAT domain-containing protein. The record is from RefSeq and is a predicted model, not a curated record. NCBI's taxonomy places the organism in Eukaryota, Fungi, Ascomycota, Eurotiomycetes, Eurotiales, Aspergillaceae. Gene Ontology annotation, biological process: actin filament organization; actin cortical patch localization; endocytosis. Gene Ontology annotation, molecular function: phosphatidylinositol binding; ubiquitin binding. Bases 1 to 1335 code for a protein of 444 amino acids. The transcript is spliced from 5 exons. Gene Ontology annotation, cellular component: actin cortical patch.